CCUUGGGCUGAGCCUGGGGGUGACCGCCGGGAAGGCAGGGUCCUUCUCUGGGGCAGUCGCGCAGGUAGCGGCUGCGGAAAGUCAGACACGGGGCAUCAUGUACUACAAAUUUAGUGGCUUCACGCAGAAAUUGGCAGGAGCAUGGGCCUCCGACGCUUAUACGCCACAGGGAUUAAAGCCUGUAGUUUCCAAAGAAGCACCGCCUAUCAUAUUUGCCACACCAACUAAACUGACUUCCGAUUAUACCGCAUAUGAUUAUGCUGGGAAAAACAAAGUUCCAGAGCUGCAGAAGUUUUUCCAGAAAUCCGAUGGUGUGCCCAUCCACCUGAAACGAGGCCUGCCUGACCAAAUGCUUUACCGGACCACCAUGGCGCUGACGGUGGGAGGGACCAUCUACUGCCUGAUCGCCCUCUACAUGGCUUCACAGCCCAGAAACAAAUGAGUUAGGCUGCAAAGGACUGGUUUACUUUUUGGCAUAAACCCUUUGAAUUUUUACUUUUCAUUGUUUCUGUAAAAAAAUUUUUUUUUUUUACUUGAAUGGCCUACUUAACAUUUUAUAAAAAAAAAAAAAAAGAUAUGAAGGCAAUAUUUUGGUUUGUUUAUGAACUGCACAUGGCCUGUCAGAGCUCUUUUGACAGUUAAAACUAGUAUUCAUGGAAAUGUUGCUGUUCUUCCAGUAAGGCCUCUUGAUUUCCCUGGAGGUUUUGGAUGAAGGUUGCAUACAGGCUCAUUAAUGGCAGUCUGUGCUGAGGUCAUUGGGGACUUACGGUGGUAUUUUUGAGCGUGGGGUACAGAAGCUUUUCUGGAUUUGGAUGUGACUGAGGAAGGAAGACAAAAGCCCAGGCCAGGAGCAUAAAAUGAAGGGUUUGAGUUAGUAGUUACUUUGGGAAUUUUUCCAUCUUGCAGUAAAUUGUUAAUAGAAAUUAUUUGCAGCAUGCCUCUAUUUAUUGGGCAGUUUGUUUCAAAGGAUUAUUUGCCUCAUCUCAAAUUUUUAGUGAAAUUUUAUGUGUAAUUGUUAUGUAUUUAUUCCACCAUGGGAACAGAAUAACUGUUUAGUGCUGUACUUUAGACCGAUGUCUGUUUUAUUAAUGCACAAUCUCCUUUACCUUUUAAAAAUGUUAUGGCUUUUAAAUUAUGAUUUAUUUUGAUUGUGGAAUAAAUACAUGAAUGAAAAA
Pteropus alecto (black flying fox) is the source of this 1175-nucleotide messenger RNA. It is a transcript of the gene COX7A2L, whose product is annotated as cytochrome c oxidase subunit 7A-related protein, mitochondrial. The transcript is spliced from 3 exons. Bases 98 to 442 code for a protein of 114 amino acids. The record is from RefSeq and is a predicted model, not a curated record. Gene Ontology annotation, biological process: regulation of oxidative phosphorylation; mitochondrial respirasome assembly; mitochondrial electron transport, cytochrome c to oxygen. NCBI's taxonomy places the organism in Eukaryota, Metazoa, Chordata, Mammalia, Chiroptera, Pteropodidae.